CAUAACAGGCCUGCCAUUCCCUACUUCAAAGCGCAGCCUUAAACAUCCUCGUUAACACUUUGAUGCCCACCUUUUGCCCAGACCGGACCCGAAUCCUGAAACAUGAAUUACAAACCAUGGCAAUGGAGGAAAGGAUCCGCAGAGAAGACAAUAUUAGGAAUGGAAAAAUCUGUCAAUCCUUCCAGAACAACCAAAGAAGAGGGACAGAAACUUCCGACUUGUAAUGAAGAUGGACCGGAAAAAUCCUCGAAGAGUCUGAAUGAGAAGUUGGCUUCAGUUCUUCUUGAUUGCUAUAAUGGGGACAAUCCUUCAACAAAGCAUUCACAGAAGUCCCAAGAGGGAAUUCCAGGCGAAGAUGAGGAAAAACAAGUGAAGUCAAUUGAGGGGGAAGAAGAACAUUCAGGUAAAGAAGUAUCGGAUGAAAAGGUAACUCAAACAGAUGCAACAAUGCAUGUCUCUUCUGGUGCUGUUCUAAACACAUCAAGAGACCAUGACAAGAUUCAGGAAGGAUUAGAAGUCAAGUUGAGGGAAACUAGUAAAAGGCUAGAUGACUUAACUACCGAGAACACAUGUCUAACUAGUGCCCUAUUAUCCAAAGAGAAAUCUAUUGAGGAGCUGCUGAAAAGUAAACACCAGGUAGAUGGAGAAUUGAGUACCAUAAUGGCUAGAUUGGAUUCCAUGGAGAAGGAAAAUGCUUUCCUGAGAUAUGAACUUCACAUGCUUGAGAAGGAACUGGAGAUCAGAAAAGAGGAGAUGGAGUAUAGCCGUCAGUAUGCAGAUGCAUCGCAUAUACAAUAUCUGGAGAGAGAACAGGAAGCUUCCAAGUUAGAGGCUGAGUGUCAGAGACUGCGGCUUCUGCUGCAGAAAAGGUUACCUACUACUUCUAGUUUGCUGAGAAAAGAGACAGAUACAACAAGAAGGAAGCCAAGUCCCGCAAUAGGAAACCAUCCUGAUGCGUCUGAAAUGAGUAUCAGCUCGAUGAUCAAACGCUUACAGGAUCUGGAUGAGGAAAACAUGGUUCUCAAAGGAAUUUUAACUGAGAAAAACACUGAACUAGAUUCUUCAAGGUUUAUGUACGCUCAGAUAGCUUCUAGAUUAUCACAGGCUGAGAUUCUUCUGAGAAAGCACUUUGAGGAACACAAGUCCAUGGAGCUCGCCACGUGUCAUCCCACAUCAGACGAACUUUCAUCACUAGCAAAGUCCAAAACUGCUCGUGAUAAAGGGGUUAGCUCUUCAGGAUCUUGGGCACUUGUUUCUGAACUGGAACAUUUAGGAACUGAAGAUGCUAGGGACCAAAAGGACAAUAAAGACAUUGAAGGUCCUGAUCCGAAUUCGAUAGACAAUUAUGUUGAGAUGGAGAAGCGAGCUAUAGUUUCUGUAGAUACACCUAACAGAGGACAAUGCUCUGAUAUAAUAACUGGAAGGGAGCUAGUGCCAGUUGAACAAGAUCUGCACUUCAGUGAUAGCAAACAAGAGACUCAAUUCAAAUAUGCAAUGUUUGAAAAAUCUUUUGAUUGGCUUCAGAUUGUUUUGAAUGCGAUCUUGGAGCAGGAGCGAAUAUCAAAACGAAGUCUUGAUGAACUCUUUGAGGACAUAAAAAUUGCUCUGGGUAGGAUAAGUCACCCAACAUCCUGCAAAUCGGAGUCUUCUGAUGUUAGUAAUUUAAGUGGUGUCGCUGAAUGGAAAAACAAUCCACAUUUCAAUGUUAAUUUGAGCAAGUCAAUUCAUAGAAUUAUCAAGUUGAUCGAAAGAAUUGCUAUCAAGUCACUAAUCUACAGCACGUUUUCUGACGAUAGCUUGGAGAAGAACCAGCAUUCUGAGAUAUCUCAAUCGCCACCAUCCAAAGAAUACUUUGUUCAUGUUUUAAAAUGGAAGUUUAUGGACUUGAAUCCUCUUCUGCAUCGAUUUGUUCACACUUGUAAAGAUUUAUUAGUUGGAAGAGCUGAUUUUGAAAAGUUUGCCGAAGAGGUAGCAUUUGCUUUGGACUGGAGCAUAAAUCAUUGUGACACUCCUACAGAUGCUUCAUUUGCAAGAGAAAGGAUUAAGAACCAUUUUAGCUGUCAUCAGUCACAAAAUGAAGAGUCUGUUUCUUCCCUUUCAGAUGCUUCUCCAGAUGACCAAAGUGCGUUAUUCCUAAUGAAGAACAAUCAGUCUGAUCACAUAGAAGAAAACCAAAAACUGAAUGAUGAGCUGACAACUAAAGAAUCUGUAAAGAAAAACUUGGAGGCAAUGCUGUUCUCAGUAUAUAAGGAAAAUGGGGAUUUAACUCAACAACUUCAGGAAGCGAAAAGCAGCAUUGAAGUUUUGCAAUCGGAACUGGAGGCAAUAAAAGAGUCCAAGGGAAUUAUUGAAGAUCAGUUUGAAAAGCAAAAGUUGAUAAAUGAAGAUCUUGAUACACAGCUUACAAUAGCCCAUUCUAAGCUAAAUGACAUCUUUCAGAAAUUCUCAUCCUUAGAAGUUGAAUUGGAAGAUAAAAAGAUCUCAUGUGAAGAAUUGGAGUCAACAUGUCUUGAGCUUCAACUACAACUAGAAAGUAUUGUGAAGAAGGAAUCUCCAACACCUGGCAGAGAUGAAAUGGAAAAGAUAUAUCAAACAGGAUGGGAGAUAACAACGGCAUCAUCAAAGCUGGCAGAGUGUCAAGGAACCAUAUUAAACCUUGGAAAACAACUAAAGGCACUUGCCUCUUCCAAUGAAUCAGCACUUUUUGAAAGAAUUAUGGCCAUUAAUCCAACCCAAAAGAAGAACUUGAUCAGGCGAUCAUCUCUACGCAGUCAAAUGCAAGCCGAGGACGAAACCAAAGCAGGGAUCCUCGCGUCCCCUCAGAUAGAAGAAAAUGAAUCAAGUAAAGAUGUUGAGAAGCCACCUAUUUUUGAUCUCUCAACUAACAGCGGUUUUCUAAAAGAUCUUAAUGCCAUGGUCAGUGAACCAAAAAAAGACCUUACUUCAGAGCAAGAUGACAGAAAAGCUACUAAAGGUGCCAAGGCAAUUGUAAAGACUAAAAAGCAAGGAGCAUUUGAAUUUCUAAGGAAACUGCUGCUAAGAAAGAUGAAAUUUAAUAAGGGAAAAGGAAAUAGAACCUGACCCAGGUGUUACUAUACUGAUCAUUAUAUGCUUUGACAGUUCUUGGGUGGUCUUUUUUAUGGAAUUGGAGAUGGUUGAAGGUUUUGGUCUUGAGAUUUUGAUGGGAGAAUUUUUACAUUGUAGAUAUUUACAAAAAUGUUGCUUAGUUGUUUUGAUACAUGGGGUGUAAAAGGUGAAGAGCUGCGGAUAUAUGGAGAGGUGAGUUUUGUUAUUGUUGUGCACUCAAAUUUUUUUGGCUGAGUCUUGCUUCUUUUUUCGUCAAAAAAAAAAAAAAAAGGAUUCCUGGGUUA
Molecule: messenger RNA, 3371 nt
Organism: Neltuma alba
Lineage: Eukaryota; Viridiplantae; Streptophyta; Magnoliopsida; Fabales; Fabaceae
Product: filament-like plant protein 7
Exons: 6
Coding region: 103-3081 (992 amino acids)
Source: RefSeq, a predicted model, not a curated record